Prorocentrum cordatum is the source of this 327-nucleotide messenger RNA. The record is from the annotation of a GenBank genome assembly. NCBI's taxonomy places the organism in Eukaryota, Dinophyceae, Prorocentrales, Prorocentraceae.
AUGUACACUGGAGGCAGCGCAAGACGCCUACCGCGAAAAACAGGCGACGAUGCCGAGGCCGCAAACUACCGCAGUGUAUUGCAGAGGCAGUGCUGGCGAUCACAGCCAGGCUCGGCCGACCUUGCAGCGCGGCCAACUGUCACCGGGCCGCCGGUCUGCUCGGCGCGUGCCGCGAGCCUGCGCGGCCGUGAGCUCCCACGGACCACUCCUGGGUCCCCAGGGCGCGCCCCGGCGCACGGGCUCCCCCCAGUCUCCCCUCGCGCUGCGACGACGACGACGACGACGACGACUGGAAUGGAGUACCCUGUGGGGAGCGCACAGCACUAA